GCGAGGGCGGGGUCCGGUCGCACACCCGGAAGCGGGUGCAGACCCGCCGGCCGGCUUGCCGAGGGGGCCAUGGCCGCGGCUGCGCCGGCCGCCGAGGGAGCCCCUGGACGGGGACCUCCCGGGGAAGUGAUUCAUUUGAACGUGGGAGGCAAGAGGUUCAGUACCUCUCGCCAGACUCUCACCUGGAUUCCAGACUCCUUCUUCUCCAGCCUUCUGAGCGGGCGCAUCUCCACUCUGAAAGAUGAGACCGGAGCCAUCUUCAUCGACAGGGAUCCCACCGCCUUCGCCCCCAUCCUCAACUUCCUGCGCACCAAAGAGUUGGACCCCAGGGGUGUCCACAGUUCCAGCCUCCUCCACGAAGCCCAGUUCUAUGGGCUCACUCCGUUGGUUCGUCGUCUGCAGUUGCGGGAAGAGUUGGAUCGAUCUUCCUGCGGAAACGUCCUCUUCAACGGUUACCUGCCUCCACCAGUCUUUCCGGUGAAGCGGCGAAACCGGCACAGCCUGGUGGGACCCCAGCAGCCUGGGGGCCGCCCUGCGCCCGUCCGACGGAGCAACACCAUGCCCCCCAACCUGGGCAAUGCCGGGCUGUUGGGCCGCAUGCUGGACGAGAAGGUCUCGCCUUCCCCUCCAGGGCUGCCCGAGGAGCCCGGGAUGGUGCGUUUGGUGUGUGGCCACCACAACUGGAUCGCUGUGGCCUACAGCCAGUUCCUGGUCUGCUACAGGCUGAAGGAAGCCUCCGGCUGGCAGCUGAUCUUCUCCAGCCCCCGCCUGGACUGGCCCAUCGAGCGGCUGGCCCUCACCGCCCGGGUGCUGGGUGGGUUGCCGGGCGAGCAUGACAAGAUGGUGGCUGCGGCCACGGGCGGCGAGAUCCUGCUGUGGGCCCUGCAGGCCGAAGGCGGUGGCUCCGAGAUAGGAGUCUUCCAUCUGGGGGUGCCCGUGGAGGCCCUGUUCUUCGUCGGGAACCAGCUCAUCGCCACCAGCCACACGGGGCGCAUCGGGGUGUGGAAUGCCGUCACCAAGCACUGGCAGGUCCAGGAGGUCCAGCCCAUCACCAGCUACGAUGCAGCCGGAUCCUUCCUCCUCCUCGGCUGCAACAACGGCUCCAUCUACUAUGUGGAUGUGCAGAAAUUCCCCCUGCGCAUGAAGGACAACGACCUCCUGGUCAGUGAGCUCUACCGGGACCCAGACGAGGAUGGGGUCACAGCUCUCAGCGUCUACCUCACCCCCAAGACCAGUGACAGUGGGAACUGGGUUGAGAUUGCCUACGGCACCAGCUCUGGGGGAGUCCGGGUCAUUGUGCAGCACCCCGAGACCGUGGGCUCGGGCCCGCAGCUCUUCCAGACCUUCACAGUGCACCGCAGCCCCGUCACCAAGAUCAUGCUGUCAGAAAAGCACCUCAUCUCAGUCUGCGCCGACAACAACCAUGUGCGCACGUGGUCCGUGACGCGCUUCCGCGGCAUGAUCUCCACGCAGCCCGGGCCCACCCCACUCGCCUCCUUCAAGAUCCUGGCGCUGGAGUCGGCCGUUGGCCAGGGUGGCUGCAGCGCGGGCAAUGACAUUGGCCCCUACGGCGAACGAGACGAACAGCAGGUUUUCAUCCAGAAGGUGGUGCCCAGUGCCAGCCAGCUCUUCGUGCGGCUAUCCUCCACUGGGCAGCGGGUGUGCUCCGUGCGCUCCGUGGAUGGCUCCCCGACCACCGCCUUCACUGUGCUUGAGUGUGAGGCCUCCCGCCGUUUGGGCUCCCGGCCCCGUCGCUACCUGCUCACUGGCCAGGCCAACGGCAGCCUGGUCAUGUGGGACCUGACCACCGCCAUGGAUGGCCUUGGCCAGACCCCAGCCGGAGGCCUGACGGAAGAGGAGCUGAUGGAGCAGCUGGAGCAGUAUGAGCUCACCCCACUGGCCUCCUGGCGGGGCUCCUUCCCCAGCCCCUCGCCCCACGCCUCCCUCACCAGUCUCCACUCAGCCUCCAGCAGCCCCUCCCUGUGUGGGCGCCGAGGGAGCCCCAGUGCCCCCCAGGCCGAGGCCCGGCGUCGUGGGGCAGGCAGCUUUGUGGAGCGCUGCCAGGAGCUGGUGCGGGGUGCGCCCGAGCCCCGACGGCCACCCACGCCCGCUCCUAAGCCCCACACGGCACCCCCCAAAGUGAAGCUCAACGAAACAUCCUUCUGAACACACCUGCCACUGUGCCUCUGGAUACACAGGUCUUGGGGGCACUCACAUGCCUCCCCGCCUCCUGGCAGAGCUCUGGGUUCAGGGCCAGGGCCUCCAUGGAGUGGUGACUGUUACAAAAACCCCACUGCCCCCUCUUCAGAGCCAAAGUCCUACAC
Sorex fumeus (smoky shrew) is the source of this 2324-nucleotide messenger RNA. RefSeq names its product SH3KBP1 binding protein 1 (gene SHKBP1). Gene Ontology annotation, biological process: protein homooligomerization. Bases 70 to 2166 code for a protein of 698 amino acids. Lineage: Eukaryota; Metazoa; Chordata; Mammalia; Eulipotyphla; Soricidae. The transcript has 18 exons. The record is from RefSeq and is a predicted model, not a curated record. Gene Ontology annotation, molecular function: protein binding.